GCAGAAUAUUCAGCAUCGAAACGAUUUGGUUCCAAGAACUUUAUGCUGAAGCUGCGCUAUGAAGCGCGGUAUUGGUAGUCCUGGUGGUCCUGGCUUUGAUGACGGCGCCGAGCCCCCAUCCAAACGCUCGCACCACAACUCCCAUGGCCAUGGUGGCUAUCACGGUCGUUCGGAGUCGUUGGGGACCAACAUUCCAAGGACCAAACACGCCUUCAAGGUUCUGAUUACCGAUAGCUUAGCGGCUGGUUUAUUAGGAACUCAUGGCUCUGUUAAAGAUGACAUCCAGAAGGAGACCGGUGCCCGACUCGUUUUCAGCAAUCGAAACGAUUAUUUCCCAGACACAAAGUAUCGUGUCCUGGGAAUCUAUGCUGAUGACCCGAACGUCAUACUUGACGUGUUUAGCUGCAUCCUUCCUCAGCUCGUCUCCCACGGUGACGAAGAGCGAAAGAGCCAGCCAUCAGGGCAGACAGACCUUUGUGGCAAAGAGUCUGGUGAGUACAUCUUCCGGUUCGCCUUGACCCGGAGAAUGCAAAGUCAAAUUGUGGGCUCACACGGGAGCAACAUCAAGUUCAUUCGCCACGACUCCGGGGCCAAGGUCUUCGUGGAGAACGAAAGCGUCCUUGGACAUCGGGCAGGCAAAGUGAUCGGCACGCCGAACACGAUCUUGGCAGCCCUGAGACAUAUCAAUGAUUUCGUCCAAUGUGAAAGCGAGUACGAGGAGGAGUUCUACCAGGGCUUCUCUCGGAUAAUAAACUUCUACGAGGCGCAGCAGCGCGGAUGGGAGCCACCACCAGAGCCCAAGGACGGGGACAAGCCUGGUGGCAACAAACGCCUUGCUGGCCCUUCAGGUGUCACCACUUCAGGUGUAGUCCAGGGCAACACGAAAGGGGGCAAGAGCAGCCAGCGCGAACGCGGCACAGCGCCUAAGGGUGGCCACAAGAAAGGAGGAGGUGGCUACAACUCAAACUCUGACGCUUUGAAAGACAUUGUGCCACCACCACCUGCAGUGACGCAAAGCUCAGCUGCAGGUCGGCAUACUCCAAAGGUGUCGACCAACGUGGGCGAGGAAGUUGACAGUUUGGCCGAUGCACUGGAAAGUUUCCCUUCUGGAACCGUCCAGCUGCAGUAUUCACUUUGCUGCGAAGUUCCAGCUUCCCAUGUUGGGAUGCUCGUUGGGCCUGGUGGUGAGCUCAUCAAACAGGCUGAACAGGCCUCAGGCGCCAAGAUUGAGAUCGAAAGAUCCAAAGGAGACCAAAGGACCAUGACUCUGGUAGGCAGUCUGCUGAAUGUCUACGUGGCUCACGCCAUGAUGAUGUCGAGGUUGAAAAGUUUGAACCAUGACGAGGACACAGCAGCAGACCCGAAGGAGGAAGAGGAAGUCCGAGAGGAGGAAGAUGCAACAGAGGAGGUUCAAGAAGAAGAGGAGGAGCAUCAUGAAGAGGACUGGCAGGACGAGGAAGAGCAUUUCGAGCACCACGACGAUCACGACGAAGAAAGGGACGAGAGCGAUGAGGAUCCGGACGUGAUCCGUGAGCAGAUCGCGCAGCUGCAGGAGAAGCUGGCCAGAGUGCUUGCCCGCAGGGGUGAAUGAGAGCCCGCUUGGAAGCUGGUGACAAAAGGUUUGACGAUGCUCGAAGGUUAACUUG
This is a messenger RNA of Cladocopium goreaui, 1646 nucleotides long. Lineage: Eukaryota; Dinophyceae; Suessiales; Symbiodiniaceae. The record is from the annotation of a GenBank genome assembly.